Messenger RNA from Maniola jurtina (meadow brown), 1958 nucleotides. Its product is annotated as facilitated trehalose transporter Tret1-like. Gene Ontology annotation, biological process: transmembrane transport. The coding region runs from base 104 to 1504 and encodes 466 amino acids. Gene Ontology annotation, molecular function: transmembrane transporter activity. Gene Ontology annotation, cellular component: membrane. Lineage: Eukaryota; Metazoa; Arthropoda; Insecta; Lepidoptera; Nymphalidae. The record is from RefSeq and is a predicted model, not a curated record. The transcript has 7 exons.
AAGGAAUCGAGACAUAAGUUACAAAAUAAAAUACUUUAACAAGUAGGUACCUACCUAGGUACCUCAAUAUUUGGAUAAUAAUAUAGUUAAAGCAAUUUUCAACAUGUCUAUAAUUCGACAAGCGUAUUGUACGCUGAUAGUUUGUUACCUAUGUUUGAACAUAGGUAUCCUAUUUGCAUGGCCCUCAUCAACCAUCAAGCUCUUCUCAUCCAAUAACACCACUCUAAACAGACCCAUGACCGAAACAGAAGUGGCGCUCUUUGGAAGUUUAGCGUCCAUAUCAGCUUUGAUCAGCACACCCCUAGCUGGAUUUCUCUUGGAUAUACUGGGGAGAAAAUAUAGUUGUAUUUUAUUUGCUACCCCGCAAGUAGUCGCCUGGGCGUUAAUCUCUACAUUCCCAUCUGUUGCGGUCGUCCUGCUAUCUGUAUUCAUAGCAGGAUUAGGAGGCUGCCUAUUCGUAAUCGUACCACUAUACGUCAGUGAAUUCUGUCACGAAUCUAUUAGAGGCACCAUGACCUCUGGAGGUAUUAUUUGCUAUGGCGUGGGGAUUAUGGUAUCCUACAUCUUAGGAGGACAUCUGGAUUAUAACAUGAUGAACUACACGUGUCUGCUUAUUGCUGUUGUUGGAGUAUUAGCACUGAUGAUUGUUAGAGAGUCGCCAACGUACUUGAUGAAAAAAGGAAUGGAUAAGGAAGCCGCAAAUUCUAUAGCCUUCUAUCGAUCCUUAAAAGCAAAUUCAAAGGAGGUUUUGCAGGAAAUGGAUGUGAUACGAAGAGCGCUGAACCCGCAAUUGGACAAUGAGACACCUGAAGAGGAAAAACUAAAAAUCGAAAGUCAAACUCCUAAAAAACUUUCGCUGCUUCAAUUUUUAAAAAAAUCUCGAUCAACGCGUCGAGGCUUAGUAAUAGUUCUUGUCUUGUACACGAUAUCCGUCUUACAAGGGCUGACAGUGGUGCAGGUCUAUGCUGAACCAUUGUUCGAAGAGGCACUACCAAGCAUGUCUGCCAACUUGACCAGUAUUUUAUUUGCUCUCGUAAACACCAUUGCUGGUUUGAUUUCAGCUUAUCUGAUGGACUAUGCAGGAAGACGGCCCGUGAUGAUAUACUCUUCAAUAGCUUCUGGUAUUUGCUGCGUGGCCCUGGGAACUCAAAUACAAUUCCACUGGGGCCCUCAUUGGCUGACCGGCAUAUUUAUCUAUGUCUUCUGCUUAGCUUGCACCAGCGGAGCGGGAACUGUACCCUUUGUGAUGAUCGCUGAAAUGUUUCUACCGGAGGUAAAAGGCGUGAUGACAAUGGUGUGUGUUCAAUGGGGAUGGAUAUGCACCUUCAUUACCCUCUUCAUCUUCAACCCUCUGGUCUUAGCGAUGGGUUUGGGGCCAAUAUUUUACAUCUUUGCGGUUGUCAGCGCCAUUUCUAUAGUGUUUUGUUACUUUUACAUGCCAGAGACAAACGGUUUGACCGUGGACGUCAUUCAAACGUUGCUAGUUAGGAAGACGCAAUGUUGAAAAUUGGAAAAUGGUACCUACUUUGGUACUUAAUAUAGCGAAGUGCACAGGUUUUUAAGGCCAGGAUUCAGGGUAAAUACAAAGCGAGACGGCACAAGGUGGCAAUAAUAUAGCAAAAAUCAAGACAUCUGAAGCGUCUAACGUGUAUAAGAUUUGUUGGAACCGUAUGGACUCGUAUGGAGACUCGGCUUCUUGUUGUAUUACAACUUCUUAGAGCCUUCCUCCCAAGUGCGGAUCUACCGUUGUGGGCACGAUGGGCAGUGGGCACGCCCACAAUCCUAAUAGAUUUGUGACGUCACACUUUCCCAAUCUAUUAGGUCAAUAGGUUGAUGAUAUUAUACGUAUCGUCAACCUAUUUACUAGUGUUCGCCCCACGGCUUUGCCCACAUGGAACUAUUAACUGUAUAAAAUCUUGGUCAGGGCGUCAUAUAUUUUUGUAAACAUCUCCUUUGAA